AAUAUCUGGUCGAAACUCCAUCACCGCUCCCCCCAUCACCCCCGAACCCUCCUCUGUCCUGCCCGCCAUGGUGUUCUGGAAGCUCUCGUCCCUGCUCCUGCUCUCGCUGCGCGCCCUCAGUGCCGCUGCCCAGAUCGAUGUUGAAUCGGUCGAGGAGCUCGACGACGACGCCGCGCAGACGCCCAACCUCAAGGUCGCCAUCUCCGCCUCCUUCCCGCAGUCCGAGAUCUUCGGCGUGAAGCUCAUCAACGGCCACGCGACCCAAGCCGUGCUCUCCGUCACCAACAAUGAGCCUGCGCCCCUCACCGUCGCCAUAGUCGGCGGCUCGUUGAUCUCCAGCGAGGGCCAAGUCCUGCGCAACCUCACCGCCCAGAAAUACAACGUCGAGAUCCCGGCCGGCGCAGAGGAAUCCCUGACCUAUGCUUUCGCCACCGAACUGCACCCGCAAGACCUGCGUUUGCAGCUCGUAGCCGUGUUGCAGGACCAGAAGGAGGCCUUCUAUACCCUGUCCGUGUACAACGAGACGGUCAGCGUUGUCGAAGCCCCCACCAGCUUCUUUGACCCGCAGAUCAUCUUCCUAUACCUCGUCCUCACCGCCGCGUUUGGUGGAACCCUCUACUUCAUCUACACCACCUGGAUCACCACCCUCUUCCCGCAGAAGCGUCGCGGCGGCAAGGGCGGCGAGCGCGCCAAGAGAUCUUCCGGUGGUUCUAAGAAGGUCGACCCGACUGAUCAGGCUUCCGUGGUUGGUGCCGAUGGCUCUGCCGUUACCUCCGGCGCAAAGUACGACGAGAGCUGGAUUCCAGCCGCCCAUCUUCAACGCCCAGAGGCCAAGCGCAUCCGCAGCGGUACGCCAAAGACCAAGCCAAAGGUCUAGAAAAUCAGGUUCCGAGCUGGGACAAAUCUUCAAGGCACGUUGGAGAUGAUCGUAGGUGAGAAAACGAUCACGUGGAAUAGAGGCUGCCUACUGGGCACUGAUAUGCUACUAUAUGCCUAGAGCAGGUUGGAUGGGAUAAGGGUAAGUUGGGUUUACAGGACGAAGACAAUUUUCUGGUCCUCGUUGGGACCUGUAUUUGCAUAGCGAAACACGGCGGGGGGGCCCAAGGGUAUGAUAAAAGUAGAUUUCAAAUCGCACCUGUAAAAGUCAUAUAUUAUUAGGG
This is a messenger RNA of Mytilinidion resinicola, 1160 nucleotides long. RefSeq lists its product as uncharacterized. Gene Ontology annotation, cellular component: endoplasmic reticulum membrane; endoplasmic reticulum. The coding region runs from base 68 to 877 and encodes 269 amino acids. The transcript is spliced from 3 exons. The record is from RefSeq and is a predicted model, not a curated record. Lineage: Eukaryota; Fungi; Ascomycota; Dothideomycetes; Mytilinidiales; Mytilinidiaceae.